AUGUACUUGCACUUUGCAGCUGGCCGAGGCUGGACUGCAUCACAAGAGGAGGAGAGAGAGCAUCGAACCGGUACUCCAAUUCUCUUACUUGCAUGGAGUGAGAGCAGGCAAUGCGCUGAUGAGGAGGCCUACACUGAAAUAAAUGACGACACAAUACACAAUUUAUUCAUGAAGAUGGCCAACAGCGAACGAUUCCAUAAGAUACCAACACUACGUGAGUACUUCAAAGCCGGACUAGAAGAGGCCCCGGAUGGCAGCGCUGCGGGCAAAUAG
Messenger RNA from Haemonchus placei, 273 nucleotides. NCBI's taxonomy places the organism in Eukaryota, Metazoa, Nematoda, Chromadorea, Rhabditida, Trichostrongylidae. The record is from the annotation of a GenBank genome assembly.